This is a messenger RNA of Cynocephalus volans (Philippine flying lemur), 381 nucleotides long. RefSeq names its product PMIS2 transmembrane protein (gene PMIS2). The transcript is spliced from 2 exons. The record is from RefSeq and is a predicted model, not a curated record. Gene Ontology annotation, cellular component: intracellular membrane-bounded organelle; membrane. NCBI's taxonomy places the organism in Eukaryota, Metazoa, Chordata, Mammalia, Dermoptera, Cynocephalidae. The coding region runs from base 1 to 381 and encodes 126 amino acids.
AUGGGCCCGAACACCCCAGCGGAGACACCUGGCCCAGGAGACGCGCCCGCCCCAGCCGCAGGAGACGAACCUGCUGCAGGCGCCCCUGGUGCCCCCCCAGGCACCCCAAGUGCCCCAGGUGCCCCAACCGAAGAGCCUACACAGACGCCUGAAGAACUGGCGUUUUACGCCCCGAAUUAUGGGUGUCUGGUCAUCUUUGCUGUAAUUCUUUUCCCUCCCCUUGGACUCGCAGCUGUCUACUUCAGUACCAAGACCACACAGGCCAACAAGAACAGUGAGUGGGAAGAGGCUUACAUCAACUCAGGCAGAACUGGAUGGCUGAGCGUGUUCGCCAUACUCAUCGGCUUAGGCCUCAUUUACGCCUAUGCUCUUUAUAUGUGA